AUGGAGCUCCGGACUGUCCUCGUCGCCCUUUCGUUGCUCAGCUCCGCCGUUGCCGAUGAAGAAUCCUGUGCCGGUCGCUGUGAUCUGGGGAUGGAGGUGGGAAAGAAGUGUCAGUGUGACGCUCUCUGCAGUUUCUUCUCAAGUUGCUGCCGGGAUUACAACUCCGUCUGUGGAAAAACUCCCGGGGAUGAGUUUCCCUUCCUGGACGAUGAAGCUGAUGAAGGCUUUACGAAUGGGUCGGAUUAUUAUUCCGAACCGUACUGGCCGUAUUGGGAUUAUGAACAGAAUGAUACAGAUUUUUAUCCCGAACCAAAUGGGACGGACAUCUAUCCUGAACCAGAACCGGAGCCUAGUGUGGAACCGGAACCCAGUGUGGAACCGGUGCCGAGCCCGCAUCCGGAACCCAGUGUGCAACCGGAGCCGAGCGUAGAACCGGAGCCGAGUCCGGAACCAACGGAUGUGUGCACCAGUAAUAAGCCAAUCGAUGCGAUCACCGAGCUGAAGAACGCAUCCAGCUUCGCCUUUGUGGGGAAGUACUGCUAUGAAUUGACUGUACACGGUGUCGUUGAUGGAUAUCCUAAGCUGAUUCACGAUGUGUGGGGAGUGCACGGCCCCAUCGAUGCUGCCUUCACACGAAUAAACUGCGAGGGAAAGACGUAUCUGUUCAAGGGUAAGUUUUACUGGCGUUUCCACAAUGGCGACAUGGAGGCCGGAUUCCCGAAGCUGAUCAAGAAAGAAUUUCCCGGAAUUCCGGACAAUGUUGACGCCGCAUUGGCAAUACCAGCACCUGGGAUCGGCGGGAAAGAGCAAGUCUACUUCUUCAAGGGCCGUGACUAUUGGAAGUACGUCUUUAGACGCCAGCCCAGCCAAGAGGAGUGCGCACGUGUUUCCAUCUCGGUCCCCUUUCGGAGAUACAUCCAAUUCAUGCUUCUCGACUGGGAGAAGGAUUUCUUCACCGAGCUGUUUGGGUCACCUGGGACAGUUGGGACCUUCGGGCCGUUCCGCACCGGUGAUGACUGGCGUGGGCUUCCUGCCCGGAUAGAUUCGGCGAUGACUGGGAAACUCUUCGAGGUCAGCAAACUGAUUGCGCGGCACCACAGGAAGAAGGGUCACCGGCACCGCAGGAGGAAGCGGCACCGGCACCACGGGAGGAAGCAGCACCGGCACCGCGGGAGGAAGGGUCGCUGGCGCAGCGGGAAACGAUGGCAGAAAAGCUCCCAGGAACAGAGCUGGUCCAGCGACGAAGACGACAGCUACAUCUUUGUGCCCUGCCAGAGUGUCUUCUUCUUCUCCGGAGGGGACUAUUACCGGGUUGACCUGGAGACCAAGAGGGUGGCGUUUGCUCGGCCCGCGUACCCAUGGUCCACCGCCAAGUACUGGUUCAAGUGCAAGGACGCUUUCGAGUAAGGAUGGCCGUGGACAGCAGCGGCACAGGCUAAGCCGCAGAUUGCGGGAAUGCAGCGGGGCAAGGGGUACCCCGCUGAGGGGUGAGGGGCAAUGA
Hypanus sabinus (Atlantic stingray) is the source of this 1501-nucleotide messenger RNA. Its product is annotated as vitronectin-like. The coding region runs from base 1 to 1407 and encodes 468 amino acids. The record is from RefSeq and is a predicted model, not a curated record. Gene Ontology annotation, molecular function: polysaccharide binding; scavenger receptor activity. The transcript has 8 exons. Gene Ontology annotation, biological process: immune response. Lineage: Eukaryota; Metazoa; Chordata; Chondrichthyes; Myliobatiformes; Dasyatidae.